This is a messenger RNA of Schistocerca piceifrons (Central American locust), 2327 nucleotides long. RefSeq names its product glucose dehydrogenase [FAD, quinone]-like. Gene Ontology annotation, molecular function: flavin adenine dinucleotide binding; oxidoreductase activity, acting on CH-OH group of donors. Bases 151 to 2235 code for a protein of 694 amino acids. Lineage: Eukaryota; Metazoa; Arthropoda; Insecta; Orthoptera; Acrididae. The record is from RefSeq and is a predicted model, not a curated record. The transcript has 8 exons.
CUGCGUGGAAGGUCCUGCGAGUCAGCGUGCGUCACGCAACCUCCUCGACGUCGCCUACCUGUGCUCGCUAUAAGAAGCUGACGCCGGGAACAGAGCGACACUCUCAGUACAGCAUCCGUCGUCUGAGCAGCCUUCUCUGACAGGCCAGCAAUGUCGGCGGUGACGUGCAGCUCGUGCUCGUUCUACGACGCUCCGGUGAUCGGCGAGGCGUGCGGCAGCUCGUUCGUGGCGUUCAUGACGGCGCUGCAGGCGCUGCUGCAGGCGCGCUGCGACAUCUCGGACGCGUGCCGGCGCGCCGGCCACGACGCCUCCUCGCUGCAGGCCGGCGCUGACGUCGGCGGCGUGCCGGUGUACGACUACGUGGUGGUGGGCGCCGGGCCGGCGGGCAGCGCGCUCGCCGCCAGGCUCAGCGAGGACGCGGCCAGCACGGUGCUGCUUCUCGAGGCCGGGCCCGAGGAACCCACCAUCACCGAGAUACCCACCUACGCCAUGUCCGGCGUCGGCACCGUCGUCGACUGGAACUACACCACGGUAGCCCAGGAGAACGCUUGCCUGGGGCAGGGCGGCCUGUGCAGCUGGCCGAGGGGCAAGAUGGUGGGCGGUUCCGGGUCCCUGAACGGCAUGAUGUACACGCGUGGCCACCGCUCCAUCUUCGACGAGUGGGCGAGCAACGGCAACUCUGGCUGGGGCUACGACGACGUGCUACCCUACUUCAUCAAGAGUGAGCACAACCUGAACCCGGAGGAGGUGGACGAGGGCUUCCACGGCACGGGUGGCCCCAUGGUGGUACAGCACUUCCCGUACGCGCCGCCGCUCACCGAGUACGUCAUCGCCGCCGGAGAGGCCAUCGGCUACCGCAGAGGCGACCUCAACGGCCAGAACCAGACGGGCAUCAACAGGGCGCAAGCCAUGGUCUACCAGGGGCUCCGACACGAGCCCAGCAGGUCGUACCUGAGGCCGGCGGCGGACAGCCGCGACAACAUCGAGGUGGGCAUCAACGCGCACGUGACCAAGGUGCUGAUCGACCCCGCGACCAAGAAGGCGUACGGCGUGCAGUACCUGGACUCGAACGGCACGCAGCACACGGUGCAGGCGCGCCGCGAGGUGGUGCUGUCGGCGGGCGCCAUCGGCUCCCCGCAGCUGCUGCUUCUGUCCGGCGUGGGCCCCGCCGACCACCUGGCCAGCGUCGGCGUCGAUCUGGUGCACGACCUGCCCGGCGUCGGCCAGAACCUGCACAACCACGUCUCCGUGGGCGUCGGCUUCUACAUCAACGACUCUUCCACUGAGGUGCUCACCAACUACUCCAUCGCCGAGUUCCUCACCAACCGCGACGGACCCAUGUCCAGCACCGGGCUCACACAGACCACCGGCUUCUUCCUCUCUUCCUACGCCACCAACGGAGUUCCCGACCUGCAGGUGUUCUUCGACGGCUACAGCGCGCGUUGCUCGGCCACCGGCAACCCCUUGGAGUGCACAUCCGGAGAGAUCGCAGACGACUGCGGCAAGCGCUACAUCAGCGCGCGGCCAACCAACGUGAUCCCGCUCAGCCGCGGCUACCUGCGCCUCAACUCGUCCAACCCACUCGACUACCCCAUCCUGCAGCCCAACUACCUGCAGGAGGACCAGGACGUCCAGGUGCUCGUCGAUGGCAUCAAGAUCGUCAUCAGGAUGACCGAGACUGAAGCCCUCCAGCAGUGGGGAUUCCAGAUCAACGAUCUGCCCGUCGACGGCUGCGAGGACCUCGAAUUCGGUUCUGACAGCUACUGGGCGUGCGUGGUGAAGCGGGCGACGGGUGCCGAGAACCACCAGGCGGGCACCUGCAAGAUGGGCCCCGCGUCCGACCCGCUGGCCGUGGUAGACGAGCGCCUGCGGGUGCACGGCGUCUCCAGCCUGCGCGUCGUCGACGCGUCCAUCUUCCCGCGCGUGCCCAACAGCAACCCUACGGCCGCCAUCGUGAUGGCCGCAGAGAAGCUGGCCGACAUGAUCAAGGAGGACAACGCGGACACCAGUGGCUCCAGCUCCAGCGGCUCCAACGGCUCCAACGGCUCCAGCCAGCCCGUCUGGCCCGGCGUCAGCGACGGUUAUGGCGGCUCGGGCAGCAACUGGGGCGGCAGCUCAGGCAGCCACCACGGUGAAGCCCCCCACCACUCGGCACAUGACGCUCAUCACGACAAGCCCUGGGAUGCACAUCACUUGUGGCCGUCUCACAGCAGUGCCGGCAUCGUCUGGGGAUGAUACAGCACAGCAAUAGCUCAACACUAGGCUUGCUACCGUACUGUAACUCGAAGCUAUACAAGUUUAAAUAAAAGCUAAAUAUUAUGAAAAUA